Molecule: messenger RNA, 1333 nt
Organism: Rhipicephalus microplus (southern cattle tick)
Lineage: Eukaryota; Metazoa; Arthropoda; Arachnida; Ixodida; Ixodidae
Biological process (GO): regulation of gene expression
Cellular component (GO): nucleus
Source: RefSeq, a predicted model, not a curated record
CACUGCAUACACAUUCAGUCGCAUUUGCGUUGCCGCCAUUCGCUCAAUCUGUUUUCUGUCGUCCUCCAAAGUGUACACGCAGCCCUCGAUGGAGCAAAGAUUGAAGAACAUUGGAAAAAGAAGUGGCAUUGAAAAUGGAAGUAACACUGGAAGAGGAGCUUCUGACGUUGACAAGAUAAGGGGUUGUGCCAGCGAAAGUGUGGUGCAGGAGAAGCCGAAACGGAAGCGCACCCAUGCCAGGAACCACACGUGCGAAGUGCGCGGCAAGGCCUUAACCACCCACGCGAGGCUUGAACGUCAUCUGGCAACACACGCCGGGAAAAAGCCGUAUGCCUGUCAGUGCUGCCCGGCAACUUUCGCGCAAAGAGGGGUCCUUUAUAGGCACUUUCUCACUCAUACCGGAGAAAAACGUCACAGCUGUCCUAGAUGCGGCAAAAUGUUCACCAGGGAAUCGAGCGUCAGGAGGCACCUCCGCGCACACACGGGCAAAAAGUCGUUCAAAUGCAACCAUUGCCCAGCCGAGUUCACGGAUCGUUACAACUUGAAGCAACACUUACUCGUGCAUAGCGGCGAAAAGCCGUAUAAGUGCGAAGACUGUGGCAGAAGGUUCGCGCGAUGGUGGACCCUUUCGUGCCACAACAGGACGCACACCGGCGAGAAGCCGUUCCCAUGCGACUCGUGUCCGGCCGAGUUUUCCCAGAAGUGCGCGUUGGUCAGACACAAGCUUACGCACUCCGAGAAAAAGCCCUGGCAGUGCGACGUGUGCGACAAGACUUUCGGGCUAAAAUCCCACCUGAGGCGCCACUCGCGAGUCCAUACCGGCGAGCGACCCUACGAAUGCAACCUCUGUCCAGCCACAUUUUCCAGCCAGUCCGCUUUUAUUUACCACACGCGGGGGCACACCGGAGAAAAGCCGUACGAGUGUGGUGCGUGCGGCUUGAGAUUCCGGAGGAGUGACCACCUCAAGGUACACGUGAUCAGAAUCCACGGUGAUCCAAGAGCUGGUGCGGGGGGGGGGGGGGGGCGUUGCCUUCCAGGAUCGUCUCAUCGCGGGCCGGAAACUUAAGGGACCGUCGGAAAGCGUCAACGGCCGGAGCCCGGAAAGAAGCUGAAGGCGCAAAUCAAGACAUCUGCACUGUAAACGAUAAUCGCGCGUGACCGAGUAGCAGUGAUUCUCAGAUGUCGUCGUGUUAGUCUGGAGAAACGGGCUUUCCAGUUACUCUACGACGUGUUUGUAAAACGUGCACAGCAUGUUUUUCUUUUCAAUGCAUGAAUUAAAAACUGUGUUUUUCAAGACAGUUUUCAUGACACGAAUCGAAAAUUUUUGCUCAAA